Ramularia collo-cygni is the source of this 561-nucleotide messenger RNA. RefSeq lists its product as uncharacterized. The transcript is spliced from 2 exons. The coding region runs from base 1 to 561 and encodes 186 amino acids. The record is from RefSeq and is a predicted model, not a curated record. NCBI's taxonomy places the organism in Eukaryota, Fungi, Ascomycota, Dothideomycetes, Mycosphaerellales, Mycosphaerellaceae.
AUGUGCCUCAGAAUCUACAUUGCCGACUCCAGCGGUCGUCGUGCGAAGAGAAAGGCAUGGCGGAAACGAAGAGUCAAGUUUGCACGAUAUACCGAAUCCACUCCCAUCGCCUCCUUCGACACAAUCCCGGGUUUCUAUCGCGUCUUCUUUACUAUCAUCGAUCCUAUCCUUUCGAUAUUUGGAGCCAUUAUGCACACUUCUCCCUCAUCGAUUCUGCCAAACUAUUCCACCAUUCCAAUCAUGCCUCCCUCAACUGAGACGCGUCUACUGCUUGACGCUCUCGUGGGAUUCUUCUUGUUCUUAGCCUUCUUGCAGGCCAUUCUGCUACGUGCUCGCCCUCAUGAUUUGGGAGUGUGGAAGAUCCUGCAAGCAGGGAUGCUUGUCGUAGACGUGGMCAUGGUACUAGCUUUUGCCAGGGCGCUGAGUAAUACAGGCAGAAUGGACACGGACACCUGGCGGAGCGAGGAGUGGAGCAAUAUUGGUAUUAACAGUGCAGUCGGCUUUAUUAGAUUGCUUUUCGUGUUUGGGGUUGGUGUGAGAAGUGAGAAGAAGGAAGCAUGA